AUGAUUGUCGGGUUCCUUACUGAAUGUAACUUAUGGGAGAGCAGUUCAGGUCCAUGUAUGUUCUAUGGUGAAAAGCUGGUAUUAUUGUUUCAUGUUGAUGAUGGAUUGGCUAUGGGCUCUACUGAUGCCACAUCUAAGUUCCUUGAACAGUUGGGUAAAUGUUUUCAAAUCAGUGUAGAAAAAGUUGAUUACUUCUUGGGUUUACAAAUCAAGAGGUUUGACAACUGUAUUCAAAUAAAUCAAUCUGCAUAUGUGAAGAGGAUUUUGGAGAAAUGGAAUAUGAUGGAUGCAAACCCAUUGUCUUUACCCUUUGAACCAGGAUGGACACCAGGUGAGUCACCUCAUUUUAAUAAUAUUGGACUGUAUCGAGAAAUGGUUGGAAGUCCGAUGUAUUUAAAACAAGGCACAAGAGCAGUUUUAUCAUAUGCUGUUAAUGUUGUCUCAAGAGUUCAAGACUCAUCAACUCAGGUGCACUUUGCUUUACUCAAACGAAUAUUUAGGUAUCUUAAAUCAACAAUUACAGUUGGCAUUAAGUUUAUGAAGGGUAAAGACUGUAGUAUUGAAGCCUAUAGUGAUGUUGACCAUGGUGGGGACAGAGGCACUAGACAAUCAAUAAGUGGCAUCCUGCCCAAGUUCCACGGGGGGCCAGUUGUGUGGAAAAAUAAAUAA
This is a messenger RNA of Schistocerca nitens (vagrant locust), 669 nucleotides long. RefSeq lists its product as uncharacterized. NCBI's taxonomy places the organism in Eukaryota, Metazoa, Arthropoda, Insecta, Orthoptera, Acrididae. The record is from RefSeq and is a predicted model, not a curated record. Bases 1 to 669 code for a protein of 222 amino acids. The transcript has a single exon.